Molecule: messenger RNA, 1752 nt
Organism: Thyridium curvatum
Lineage: Eukaryota; Fungi; Ascomycota; Sordariomycetes; Thyridiales; Thyridiaceae
Exons: 5
Coding region: 1-1752 (583 amino acids)
Molecular function (GO): copper ion binding; oxidoreductase activity
Source: RefSeq, a predicted model, not a curated record
AUGAAGUCGACUCUCGUUUCUACCCUUACGCUCGUUACGGGCGCCAUUGCCCUUUCCAUUCCUUCUACCUCAACUGGCCUGAGCCUUCCGUUCGUUAAACCUCGCCAGUCAUGCCAGAACACUCCAACUUCGCGACAAUGCUGGGGAGAGUACUCUAUUGAUACCAACUGGUAUGACAAGGCCCCUGAUACAGGGGUUACAAGGGAGUAUUGGCUCUCUGUGGAGCGCGGCAGCUGUGCCCCUGAUGGGUAUCAGCGCACUUGCAUGACUUUCAACGGGACCGUCCCGGGACCCGCCAUCACGGCCAACUGGGGCGACAACCUUGUCAUCCACGUUACGAACAACAUUCCGGAUAACGGCACGUCCAUUCACUGGCACGGCAUGCGCCAGGUCGGCAGCGUCGAGUACGACGGCGUCCCUGGUGUCACUCAGUGCCCGAUCUCGCCCGGCAAAUCGCUCACUUACAAGUUCCGUGCGACUCAGUACGGCGGCUCCUGGUACCACAGUCAUUUCACUCUGCAGUAUGCCGAGGGGCUGUUCGGUCCCAUGAACAUCUACGGUCCUGCUACGGCCAACUAUGACGAGGACCUGGGAUCCGUGUUCCUCCAGGACUGGCCGCAUACCGAGGCCUUCGCCCUGUGGUACAAGGCCAGGCAGGGUGGUCCUCCCGUCAUGGAGAACGGUCUCAUCAACGGCACAAACACGUUCAACUGCACCGGCUCUGCCGAUAAGAAGUGUGUCGGCGGUGGCAAGAAGUUUGAAGUGAACUUUGAAGCUGGAAAGAAGUACCGUAUGAGCGUCGUCAAUGUCGCGACUGACGGCCACUUUCAGUUCUCCAUCGACGGCCACAGCCUGACUGUCAUCUCCACCGACCUUGUCCCGAUCGUCCCCUACAAGACGGACAGCGUCCUGGUCAGCAUCGGCCAGCGGUACGACGUCGUCGUCGAGGCCAACGCCAAGCCCGGCAACUACUGGCUGCGAGCGGGUUGGAACUCGGCCUGCGCGAACAACGGCAACGCACCCGACAUCACUGGCAUUGUCCGAUACGACAAGGCCGACAAGGCUAACCCGACGAGCAACUCUACCGUUAUCCCGUCCAAGAGCUGCGGCGAUGAGCCUCUCCAGAGCUUAGUGCCCCAUGUGCCUCUCGACGUGACCAACAUCCCCAUCAUCUCCAAGGAGCUGCUGGGUUUCAAAUUUACCGACUACUUCAGGUGGACCAUCAACACCAGCAGCUUGGUCCUGGACUGGAAGGCACCUACUCUGCUGAAGAUCUUCAACAACGAGACCAUCUUCCCCACGGAGUACAACGUCGUUGCUGUCAACUGGACACAGAGAACUACCAAGAACCCUGAAUGGGCUGUCCUCGUCAUCCAGGAUCAGUCAGGCCUCGGCAUCGCCCACCCGAUCCACCUCCACGGCCACGACUUCUGGGUCCUGGCCCAGACCACGGGAAUCUUCGACGGCAACCCGGCGAGCUUCAACACCAAGAACCCGCCCCGCCGGGACACCGCCACGCUCCCGGGCAACGGCUACCUCGCGCUCGCCUUCCAGCUCGACAACCCGGGCGCCUGGCUCGUGCACUGCCACAUCGCCUGGCACGCCAGCGAGGGCCUGUCGCUCGAGUUCGUCGAGGACCAGCGCGACAUCGCCGUCACCAUGCACGACACCAACAUCUUUAUGGACCAGUGCCGCACCUGGAAGAAUUACACCGCCGUCGAGGUGUAUCACCAGGACGACUCGGGAAUCUGA